This is a messenger RNA of Camellia sinensis, 841 nucleotides long. The record is from RefSeq and is a predicted model, not a curated record. Lineage: Eukaryota; Viridiplantae; Streptophyta; Magnoliopsida; Ericales; Theaceae.
GCACGCGUUAUCAUGCAAUGCACGUUGUUCCUUCACUAGUACUACCAAAAAAACAAGCCCUAUAAAACCCAGAUUAUAAUAGUCAGCAGUUGCAGUUUCAGGGUUUCCUGCCAUGGAAGUUGACACAGAGAGCAACAUCCAAAGAAAACAAUCCAUCUAUCAAUCCAUGGAUGAGAGGUUUGAGAUACAAAAAGAAAUGUACAGGGGCCAGCAGUACAGCCAGAUAUACUUUGCUCGGCUUCACUUGAUGAGAACUCUCCUUUACUCUCUCCUUCCCAAUUGGAAGCCCCACUUGCCUGUCUGUACAGUUUUGGGACUGGAAGAAGGUAAGGAAUGCGUAAUUGUUGGAACCCUCUACAAGCACAUGAAGCUCAAACCUUCUAUUCUUGAUGAGUACUCUAAGGAGAGAUCUGCUGGCCCACUUGUAAAACCUCAUAAUUUUAUACACCCAGAUGAUUAUUUGGUCUUGGAAGAUGAAAGUGGAAGAGUUAAACUUCGUGGGAAUGUGCUAUUACCUUCUGUGUAUGUAACAGGGCUGGUGGUUGCGUUGCAUGGGAAAGAAACUGGUGCUGGUGAUUUUUGGGUUGAAGAUAUCCUAGAAGCUGGCUUACCAGACCAAAUUGCGCUGCCACUUAAAUCAGGAGAAGACAAAUAUGUUGUUUUUGUAUCGGGGUUGAGUGUUGGGAACAGCUGUUCUAACCCUCUCCAGUUCCAGCUUCUUGUUGAUCACAUAACAGGGCAUCUAGGAGACGAAAAGGAACAAAAUAUUGCAGCUCAGAUAGUUCAAGUAGUAAUUGCUGGGAAUUCUGUUGAAAUUCCUCUUGUACUCCUUAACGGUCAG